UGUAUAAAAGCCUAGUUGGCCAGUGUUCAAAUCAGUUCAAUUCCGUUUUCGUUAUUUGGAGCAACUAAAUCAACAACUAAAUUAAGCCCUACAACAAUGGCAUUCAAAUUCAUCGCCUUCUUCGCUCUCUGCAUCGCUGCCGCCAACGCUGGUGUUAUCGCUCCUGCUGCUCCGUUUGCCGCGGUUGCCCCAGCACCAUUGGCUGUCGCUGCCCGUAUUGAGGAGUACGACCCCCAUCCCCAAUACACAUACGGUUAUGACGUGAAAGAUGCCCUAUCUGGUGACUCCAAGACCGCUGUGGAAACUCGGGACGGUGACAUCGUUCAGGGUCAAUACUCGCUAAAUGAUGCUGAUGGCUACCGUCGCAUUGUGGACUACACCUCUGAUUCAAUCAAUGGUUUCAACGCUGUUGUGCGCCGUGAACCUUUGGUAGCGCCUGCUCCAGUCAUUGCUCCCUUCGUGAGAGCCGCUGCCCUCGCUGCUCCUGCCCCACUCGUUGCCGGACCAGCGGUACUAAGAACUGAAUUCGCAUCCCCGCUCAUCUCUUAUGCUUAUUAGAGACUUUAAAUUGAAUGACCGUGUGCCGUUAGUUGUUAAUCAUGAAUAAAUCCGAACUUUGAAUGCAUA
Messenger RNA from Rhagoletis pomonella (apple maggot), 627 nucleotides. Its product is annotated as larval cuticle protein A2B-like. Gene Ontology annotation, cellular component: extracellular matrix. The transcript has 2 exons. The record is from RefSeq and is a predicted model, not a curated record. Lineage: Eukaryota; Metazoa; Arthropoda; Insecta; Diptera; Tephritidae. Bases 97 to 558 code for a protein of 153 amino acids.